AUGAUAGCAAAGCAAAAGAAACCACAUACUAUCGCUGAAGAAUUAAUAAAACCAUGGGUCCUAAAAGCCACGCAGAUAAUUUUAGGAGAAGAUGCAGAGCAAAAAAUGAAGUCUAUUUCUCUUUCAAAUAACACAGUCAAGCGUAGAAUCGAUGACAUUGCAUCAGACAAAGUCACAAAUAAUUAA
Messenger RNA from Acanthoscelides obtectus, 186 nucleotides. The record is from the annotation of a GenBank genome assembly. NCBI's taxonomy places the organism in Eukaryota, Metazoa, Arthropoda, Insecta, Coleoptera, Chrysomelidae.